This is a messenger RNA of Dictyostelium discoideum AX4, 600 nucleotides long. RefSeq lists its product as hypothetical. The transcript is spliced from 2 exons. Lineage: Eukaryota; Evosea; Eumycetozoa; Dictyosteliales; Dictyosteliaceae. The record is from RefSeq and is a predicted model, not a curated record. The coding region runs from base 1 to 600 and encodes 199 amino acids.
AUGGAAGAUAAAAUUAAUUAUUAUAAAGAUUAUAUAAAUAUAAACUAUAUUUCUGAAUGUUUAAAAGAAUUUAAUAGAUAUUUCGAACAGAAGGAUAAAAUUGCACCACUUGAAGAUUACCAAAGAAUUUCUCUCUCAUUAAUGGCUCAUCACUUAAAAGGAAUUGAUGGAGAAAAAUAUUUAAAUAUUUACAAUAAAAUAAUGAAAAUAGUUAGUAAAGGUGAAACUAAACCUAUAACUGAUCAUUGUUUCUAUUGCUUAGCAGAAUUUAAUUUUUCAGAAGGUACAAUUGAAAGAUUUAUUGAAUGCAGAGAAUGUGAAAGUAUUUUAGAAAGAUGUUCAAGAACUUUAUUAUUGUUAAGUUCUCCAAAAACAUUAAAUUGCGAUUUUUGUUGUUCAAAAUCAUUGGUACUUGCUGGCGAGGAUAUAAAAGAGCAACCAGAUGAAGCUAUUGUUGACAAUGAAACAUUUGAGUUCUCAUCACAAGAAUACCAAUUCCCUUGGAUCAAAAAUCUAUUUUCAAAUGACCAAAUUUGUAUUUAUUGUUCAACACCUCUAAAUGGUAAAAUUAAUGCAGAGGAUGUUUACGCUCUCAAAUAA